AUGUGCGAACACUCAAAUUAUUGUGCCGACUCCAGCGGGGGCUGGCGCGACGAGCUGCCGGAUGGCUCGCUAGUAUGCUACAGAUGUCUCGAGAUCCACCCCGUUUAUGCAUCCUGCACUCCUUCGCCCCUCCCAGAUGCGGUGUCACCCCCCCCUCGUCUGAAGUCGGGAAUCACUGGCUCCUUGUCUCUCCAUGAUUACCGAAAGUAUCUCUCCCAGGAGUGCACCGACGAUCCCGUCGAUCGGUCAGAGAAAAGCCUCAAGCGCAAGACUGCCACAUCGAAUUUGAAUCGACCGCCGCCGCUUUCUGCUGUUCCUUCUUGUGCAGUCUCGGUGUCCUCUGCGCCAUCCAGUCCCCCGCCUCUGUCGCCUUCCUGCUCUCAUAGUAUCAUCUCCCAGCGGAGCGAACAGGAUUUCGACUCCCUAGAGCUACCAUCUGUUUAUUCCCAGCGCCCACGAGAUUACCUUGUCUCAGAACAUCUGAUACGUCCUAGACCCAACAGGAAGCGAUUGAAUACUUUCCGUGAGAAGCACCGGAAAAACGUUCAGGCUCGGGACCAGGCUCAACGUUUGCCUACAAGUCCUCAGACAUCCGACUCGAUGUUGGCCACCACGCAGGCCGUUGCCACCGUCUCGCAUGGCGGGGCCUCCUUCGAGAUUCUCAAUCCGCGCAAGUCGCUGGAUAUUGCGAGAAUCGUCUCCUUCAUCGAGGAUGUCGAUGGCUGCUCGUUGCCUUCCCUAGAUCCCAUCCGGGACUCCAAGGUCUCCGCCACCACUGUGGACCUGGGACUGGACCGAUGCUCCCUUUCUCAGUUCACUGAUGCUUCCUUGCCAUCACACUACUCUUCACAAUCCAUAUACACUCCUUUAACGAGAUUCUCCACGCCCAAGCGGCAAACCACCGAUACCUCCUCCUCGUCACCUGGUGUGCACGGGCGAGUUCGCUCCCUCUCCGACUACUCUAUCCACGAACACAACCACUGGGCACAGAACCAGCAAAAUGAAAACGACCCACACGAGGAAACCUAUCCCGAUCUGAUCGGGGACUCCCCGAACCAGCAAAUGACCUCGAUCUCCGAGCGUCUCGAGGAACUAGACGAAGACAACGAUGAACGCCAACGUGAAUCACCUCGGUCACCAUCCUCCCAAAAGACCUUCUACUCCGACGAUGACAGCGAAAUCGGCGAGCCGGGAUCCCCUGUCUACGCAAAUGGCGAGUGGGCCCAGGUUGACGAGCGCGACCGCGGCGUCCUCUUCGACGAACCCUCUUCCCCCUACGGCAUAUACUACGAAAACACAAUGCCCGACUACAACUACGCCAAAAUCCACGACCCCUAUGAUCUCAUCUCUCUCGAUCCACAUGUUCAAUCCGUGCUAGCCGCGGCCAACGCCGAGGACAUGGGACUGCGCGGACAUCCCGCUCGCGACCUGGAUGACUUGCAGCGCAAGUCGAACGGGAAGGUCGAUGACCGCAAACAGGCUUUUUCGCAGAGAAAAAGGCUGCGAAAAUUCUUCAGCUGGCGGUCUGGGAACUGA
This is a messenger RNA of Penicillium cinerascens, 1536 nucleotides long. RefSeq names its product oxidoreductase, short-chain dehydrogenase/reductase family. The record is from RefSeq and is a predicted model, not a curated record. The transcript has 3 exons. Bases 1 to 1536 code for a protein of 511 amino acids. NCBI's taxonomy places the organism in Eukaryota, Fungi, Ascomycota, Eurotiomycetes, Eurotiales, Aspergillaceae.